Sinocyclocheilus grahami is the source of this 657-nucleotide messenger RNA. RefSeq names its product olfactory receptor 6Y1-like. Gene Ontology annotation, molecular function: olfactory receptor activity; G protein-coupled receptor activity; odorant binding. The annotation marks the transcript as partial. Lineage: Eukaryota; Metazoa; Chordata; Actinopteri; Cypriniformes; Cyprinidae. The transcript has a single exon. Gene Ontology annotation, cellular component: membrane. The record is from RefSeq and is a predicted model, not a curated record. Gene Ontology annotation, biological process: detection of chemical stimulus involved in sensory perception of smell; G protein-coupled receptor signaling pathway.
UUGUGUAAUAUGUUCUCUGUGUUUGUAUCUAUUUCAACACAGUCCUUAACUCUUGCUGUUCUGUCUUUUGACAGAUUAGUAGCAAUUUGUUUACCACUGAGGUAUCAUAUGAUUGUGACCCACAGAUCAAUGCUUGUUAUAAUUGGAGUCACAUGGGCAGUGGCACUGCUUAUGGUAAUCGCUGCUACAGUUUUUAUCAGCAGGCUUUCUUUCUGUAGAGUUAUUGUCAUCAUAAAUAGUUUCUACUGUGAUCAUGGCCCUAUAUAUCAUUCUGCCUGUAGCAGCAAUUUCCCAAGCUCUGUGAUAGCCCGUUUGUACCCAAUAUUAAUUCUCGGCUUUCCAGUAUUUUGGAUCAUCUUUUCAUACACAUGCAUAGCUGUGACACUGUUUAGAAUAACAGCUCCACAGGACCGUCAAAGAGCCACAAAGACAUGUACUGCUCAUUUGAUAGUAGUGGCCAUAUUUUAUGUACCCAUCACUUUUACAUAUGCUCUUUCUUCCAUGAUAGACACGAACACAAGGAUCAUUAAUCUCUCUCUGACCUCUGCACUUCCUCCAAUGCUUAACCCUAUAAUCUACACAUUCAAGACAGAGGAGUUCAUAAUCUCUUUGAAAAGGCUUUUUAAACGGAGAACCAUAUUCCCAUCUCCAAAAUAA